GUCCCCGGCAUUUAGUUUGCAUUUAUUCGGACGCGGUUGCAUUGCCCGCCGCGCACCACACCGGCACACGCACCGCGCACCACACGCUCGCGCUAUCGCCGCCGCCGCACGGCUCAGUCCACUCGUCGGCACCGCUGCGUGCUGUGGUCAUUCCGGCACUCGCGGCCAUCGCCUACGUACGCGCGACGCUCGUCGUCCGUCCGCCCGCUCGCUCCGAUAAUAUUAUUAUUAUCGUCGUGUACUUAUACCAACGAACACUUCGGUUCAUGAAAUAAUAUUAAAAUAUACGCACGUACUUAUUUGUUUUUGGUUUUUAUUUUUUAUUUUUUUUUAGUUUUAUUUUUAUUAAACUAUUAUUUUCUUUACGACUGAUGAUAAUAUACCGCGAUCACUCGUGACAUUACGCGAUAAUAAUUAUAUUUCGCGGACACGAUUAGUCAGUUUGUUUCGUUUUUUUUUUUUUUAAAUUGAGUUUCGAUUUCUCAUACACUCCGCAUUAUCUGAUUUACGAAAUAUAUUCCUCGUACACUAUAAUUAUGUGAACACCACGGUCAAAAAAUGAUCGACUUCCGACUUCCGGCCAACGUUUUUCCGACGUACCGACCACCGUCGUCGGUAUUCAUAUGAAGAAAAAAAUUUCGUAACCAACGUGGUGGAGCCGUCAAGAUUACGUUCACCAUGAGGAUUAAAAUGCCCGCAGUUCGUAUCGCACAAGCGGAUACGGACCCGACACACAGCACCGGCGGCACCGAUCAGGUGGACCUGCUGACGUGCGGUCAGUGUCAGAGAGUGUUCCUGCUGUCGGACAUAUGUCGGUUCGUACAGCACAAGAUGACCGGUUGCAGCAAAGACCCGCUGACUGCCAACUGCAACAGUGGCAGUGGCGACGACUGUGCCGGGCCACCACCGCCUCCACAGCCGCCACUAGAUAACGGUCUGUCGGUGGCUAAGUCGAAGUCACACCACCGGUCACAGUCACCAGUGGGUACUGACGACCCGACUGCGCACCACCACCAUCAUAAUCAUCAUCACAGGCGACCACCGCCGUCUAGCACGCCCAAGCGGACGUCCGACCGUAACAACGGUGGCGAAGACGGUAACGCAAGUUCCGAGGACGAAAAGUCCAGCGCCACUGUUGCCGCCGCCUCCAAGGGUGGACGGGUAAAACAGGGAUCCGAGUCGUCCGAGGACUUGGGCUACAAAAAGUCCAACCGCUCGGCGUUGUCCUGCGUCGACGCCGAAUCCAACACCACCAACUCAGAGCCAAGCAGUUUCGUGUGUUGCACGUGCAAGGCGAGGUUCAAUUCAUCGUGGAGGCUUCUGCAGCACGCCCAGACCUCACACUCGAUGAAGAUCUACUCGGACGGCACACCAUCGCCAGUGUCGCAGUCCAAGAACAAUUCGUCAUGCUCUUCGUUAGGGUCGUCCGGGUGCUCGAGUGGAAACACUUCUUCACUGCCGGGCAUGUCGGCCAUGCCACUAGCCUUGGGCAUGCCUCCUUCCCGGAUGAACAUGCACACCCAUCCACCACCGCCACCGCCACCACCCACGAGUACCUGUCCGCCGUCAAUGGUCGACAACAACCCCAUGCCCAUGCCUAUGCCCAACCCUUUUGGUGUUGGAGGCUUGCUUAGGAUGCCGAUGGGCGAGCCUCCUCAGCGCCCGUCCCUGUUCCCUGGGACGUCUCCCAUCGGCAAUCCGCCGUUAUUCGCGCGGACGUCCAGCCACCAACAAGAACACCAGUUCCGCAUGGAGCAGCUUAUGUCCGAACAGUUUAGACUCAACCAGCAGCAGCACGGGCUGGGUUUUGCCGUGGCGGUGGCCGCGGCAAACGCCAUGCCCACGUCACCGUUCCCGGGGCUAGCCGCCGCGGCCGCAGCCAACGACCGGAACAAUCCUAGACACCCAGCGCCAACGUUACCGGCCUUAAAUCUCGAUCCCCAGAUGGAUUUUUACUCGCAGCGAUUGCGGCAACUCGCAGGUACCACUAGUCCUGGAGCUGCUACUGCACCAAGUUCGUCGCCUUCGCCGCGAAAAAUGACGCCACCUUUUAGCAGCCCCAACAACAACAACAACCACAUCAACAACAGCGUGUCGGCAACGGCAGCCGUGACCACGGCUCCGCAGAUUAACACUACCUCCGCCGCCGCCGCAGCAGUCACUGUCGGCUUAAAUAACAAUAACAACAAUAACAACAACGUGAGCAACAACAAUUCGGUCGAGUCAUUAUCUGAACAAGACCGAAUCAUCGGCGAUACGUCCAGGCACACGCUUGACCUGUCGUCCAAUGCGUCGAAGGACAAGACCUGCCAAGAUAUAAUCAGUCAACCACAGCAGCACCAGCAGAUUGGUGAGGAGGAAAAGACUCGCGAGUGUGAGUACUGCGGAAAGAAGUUUCGGUUCCUGAGCAACUUAAUCGUGCAUAGGCGCACACACACCGGAGAAAAGCCGUACAAGUGUUCGGUGUGCGACCACGCAUGUACGCAGAGCUCCAAGCUGAAGCGACACAUGAAGACGCACCGUCGGUCGAAUCGGGGAAACGGGCUGGCCGGUGGCGAGUGUGGGACGACUGCCAAUGGGGUGGAUACGAGCUCGACACCGGACAUAACAUCCAACGAUGAUGACGAGGAUGAUUCUGAAAUGGACGACGACGAGGCGGAAAUAGAGGAAGAGGAUGACGGUGACGAGGACGACGCUGACGAGGAUGACGGUGACGAGGACGACGAGGAAGAAGAGGAGGAAGAGGAAGAAGACAUGGAGCUAGAGGAUGAAGAUAAUGACGAAAAUGAUGAAGGAGGUGAUGUGCCAGAGGACUUGACCACCAAGUCAACGUCAUCGGCCGAACACGAUAAGAAACCGGGUGGCAACGGUUCCACUCGCACAUCGCCCGAGAACACGCCCGGUGACCGCAUGCCGCAACCACUGCCGCCAAGCUCUCUAGUUGGCGAGCUCAUGAGCAAAUUUGGCUUGAGCAAUAUCCAACAGUAUAGUGAAGCGUACAAGCAGGCGCUCAAGGAGUCGUCAUCGCUGCUGCCGCCGCCGUUUCGGAUCCGGCGGAAGGACAACUUCCGACUGUCGCCGUCCAUCAUACCAGACAACAACAACGGUUCGGCAAAGUCGGCUAAUCCGUUGCGCAACCUGGAGAACGGGCUCGGUGAUAAGACGGUGGCUGACAUCCGGUUCCGUGAGGAGCUCACCAAGAACCUAAUCGCGGCCGGCCAGAACCCACUCGAUCUAGUGGGCGCGCACCACAUAUUCGGACCUGGUUCCGCUUUCGAAAACCCUUUCGACCAGGCCUCCAAGAGGCUGAAGCUCGACCCCGACAACCCACACCACCCUUUGCUUUCCAGGGAACGGCUUUACGCGGCCAACAUGUGGCUUCCGGCCAUUGCCGCGCACCACCGAGGCGAAUCGUUCCUUAGCGGACUUCCGGGAAAGCCACCGUCGGCUGGAAGUGGCGUCGGGGAACCGGGAAAUGGUGGUGGAAGUGGUGGCCGUUCGAAACCGGGCCCUAGUUCGCUGUCAGCGGCGCUUAACUUGCAGGGACUGCAGGGAGGACAUUCCAAGAAAGAAUCGCGGCGCAACGACACGUGCGAGUACUGCGGCAAGGUGUUCAAGAACUGCAGCAACCUGACAGUGCAUCGACGGUCACACACCGGCGAAAAACCGUACAAGUGCGAGCUGUGCUCGUAUGCGUGCGCCCAGAGCUCCAAGCUGACCAGGCACAUGAAAACGCACGGCCGCUUGGGCAAGGACGUGUAUCGGUGCCGGUUUUGCGAGAUGCCGUUCUCUGUGCCGUCCACGCUUGAAAAGCACAUGCGCAAGUGCGUCGUCAACCAGAACAUUAAACUGGAGGGCAGCCAGUACAUCAAGAUGGAUGACGGUUCCAAGACCGAGUCCGGCGGUGGUUACAUUCUGCCGCCGUCUUCCAUGGCCGACGAUGAGUCGUACAGUAGUUCAGUCGUUUCGAAGGACAACACAUGACUCUUCCCCUGGAGGGGUUUCAGCCCCCUCCCCGUACAGAGUACGACAAUAUACUGAUAUGGCUGAGUCAGUAUAAUAUUUCACUAGAGAAUCGACGAAAAAAAUAUAAUAUAAAUUACACCUAUUAAAUCUCUUACACGACACAUAGGUAGAAUAUGUAAGUGUGUUCUGAAAUAUAUAUAUAUAUAGAUAAUUUACAAAAUACAAAUAGAUCUCGUAUAACAUAUUAUUAUAAUAUACCUAUAAUGAUAAUAUUUUUGUUUUGAACAUGCAGUUUUAUGUGUUUUUUUUUAGUUACCGUUUCACUAUAAAUAUUUCUUGAAAAAAAAUCUUUAUUAUUAUUAUAAACCAUAUGAUACCUAUACAGGACACGGCGUACGUCCUAUCCGUCUCAUCGCCUUUAUAUCGUAAUCCGCUGCCACCCCUCUAGGUCUGGUGUAAAUACGGUCUUGUUUUAAUUUAAUAAUUUAUUAUAUAUUAUAAUAUAUAUAUAUAUAUUUUUUAAUCUUCCUUUAUCUGUUUGUAUAAGGCUAUAUACCCACGGUUAAACGGCACAACGUCGAUUCGCUCAAAACUUUAUUAUGCUGCUAACUGAAAACAACGUACCAUUCCACAUGAUGCCUACCUACUAUGUACAUACCGUACAUAAUGACUGUUUCCCGACCGAUUUUCGCGUCACCGGACAGUUUACGACUUUUUUUCGUUUUUGAACUGAAUUUUUUCGCGGUGAUUCCGUUUCAACGAAAGUACCUCCUAUACAUUCCCGAGAGAUCAUCACGAGUUCCACACCGAAGACUGCAUUUUUAUAGAGUUCACAUAAUCAUUAUUAAAGUUUUCCAACCGCUUUAUACGCAUACGUAUACGUUUACGUAUAGACCGAGUGGAUGCGUGAUUAUGUGAAUGAAAAAACAAUUGUAUAUGGUAAUAAUUAUUUUAUUAACAUCGUACAAUUAUAAUCUCGAUAAACAUUCC
Molecule: messenger RNA, 4956 nt
Organism: Acyrthosiphon pisum (pea aphid)
Lineage: Eukaryota; Metazoa; Arthropoda; Insecta; Hemiptera; Aphididae
Gene: Cph
Product: BCL11 transcription factor chronophage
Exons: 3
Coding region: 679-3984 (1101 amino acids)
Biological process (GO): regulation of transcription by RNA polymerase II
Cellular component (GO): nucleus
Molecular function (GO): DNA-binding transcription factor activity; RNA polymerase II cis-regulatory region sequence-specific DNA binding
Source: RefSeq, a predicted model, not a curated record